Molecule: messenger RNA, 2267 nt
Organism: Lactuca virosa
Lineage: Eukaryota; Viridiplantae; Streptophyta; Magnoliopsida; Asterales; Asteraceae
Source: the annotation of a GenBank genome assembly
AUGUGGAAGAACUGGAACUUGCAGAUACCCAAUUCAGGGGGUUCGAAGAAUCGUGUUCAAUCCGUUCAAGCAUCUGCGACUUCAUUUGGAUCAAAGAAUGAAAUCUAUACUCUUGAUGGUAUAAGAAGUUCUUUAAUUCGACAAGAAGAUAGCAUUAUAUUUAGCCUUGUAGAAAGAGCUCAAUUUCGCUACAAUGAGGAUACAUAUGAGCCUAAUGCCUUCUUCAUGGAUGGCUUCAAAGGUUCUUUAGUUGAGUUCAUGGUUGGAAGAUACAAGAGCCCUGAUGAACACCCGUUUUUCCCAAAAGACUUACCUGACCCUAUGUUGCCCCCAUUGGAAUACCCACAAAUAUUAAUAUUAACCUCAAAAAUAUGGGAUUUAUACUUCAAAGAUAUUCUCCCUAGGCUUGUAAAGGAAGGAAAUGAUGAUAAUUGUGGAUCAGCAACAACCUGUGACUCCACCUGCUUGCAGGUUGCAAUCAAGAAGAUGAAGAGAAAGUAUUAUGUUUGGGAAGAAUGUAUGAAUUUACACGAAGAUAUGUGGGCAGUUCGUGCAAUACUUGCUGAACUUUUCACUUUGUGCCUGAUGUUUCCAGGGGAAAGUGAAAUAGAUCAGUUCUACAAGAUAUGUUGUGUUUUUGGCACACCUGAUUGGACCCUUUUUCCGGAAGCAAGGAAUGUUGCAAGGUUAAUGGAUAUCAGUUAUUCUAUGAUUAUGCAUGCAAAUCUUGCUGACCUUAUCCCAAAUGCAAGCUCGGAAGCUAUUAAUUUUAUCAAGGGGCUGAGGGAGAUCAGUAACUUCGCUAUGGCUAAAAAUGAAGGCGAAUACAUGCUUGUUCCUCAUAAACAUAAAAUCAAUUUCUACAGAACCACAAAAGUUCGUGUAUCCACUGAUUUUGUUGAUACGGUAGAUCCUUAUCAUUUUAUCUCUUUCCCAGAUUUGCUAGCCAGGAACUUUGACACUCGUGUUGCAUUUGAUUUUCUUGGUGAAGUUGUGUCAACUGAUCCCAUGCGAGUCAUUGUUGAGUAUGGAAGAGAAAAAAGGUUAAUGAAUCUGAUUGCUCAGGAUUUAAGUGGUACGAAAAUUGCAGUCGCUUUGUGGGACAGUUUUACACUGAAGCUGAAUACUUACAUUUCACAACAUCAUAAUGAAACUGCAGCUGUUAUUAUCCUGCUACGUUUGGCCAAACUCAAAAUUUGGGGUGGUAAGCCUCAAGUUGGUAAUUGUUUGUUUGGGUCUAGAUUGCAUAUAAAUGGUGAUAUGCCUCACAUUUUAGAGUUCAAAUCAAAUCUUAAUGUUUUGGAUACGAAUGUUGAGUCUUCUAGCCGUACAUCCCAGCUCAACUCGGAUACUGUUGUGGCUAAUCCGGAGGAUUACUACCUCCGUUUUCAAAUAAAAAACAUCGAUGAGAUUCCUGAUUUUAAUGAGGAAGUUGGUUUAACCAUCAUCGCUACUAUCAUCGGUUUUGAUGUGGAUGAUGGCUGGUAUUCAUUUUAUUGUCGUGAUUGUUCUAAAAAAGUUACUAAAAAUUAUGAUGAUGUUGAUGCUGGCCCUUUUCACUGUGAUGGUUGUGGAUUUGUCUCGGAUGUACAUGAAAAGAUUAGGAUAGUAGUUCGUGUGCAAGAUGAAAGUGUGUCUUCUUCGUUCGUAUUAUUUGAGCGUCAUGCAAAAGAUCUUAUUCAUCGUGGAAACCAAUGGUUGAUGGAAAAAAUUGCUAAGGAUCAAGGACGACAACAGAUACCUGAUGAGUUCAAAAUCCUUCUAAAUAAGAAGUUUGUCUUCAAAGUUCAGAUAUCCAUGUUCAAUCUACAGAACAACUAUCAUGCUUACACUGUGCAUAAGUUGACUGAUGAUGAAAGGGUUCUUGCUGAGAUUUUUAAACGGUCACCAAAUCAUGAACACCAAAAUAUAAAUGAUAAUGGUACUCCCAUUAACAAGCCAAAUAAGGAAAAUACCAAUUAUGUGCAUGAUGGCAAUCUUGAUGUUGUUGACCUUGAAGCUGCAACACCAUCAUCCAGUACGGGGAAGCGCCCUAUUGAGAUUGAUGCCAACACUGACUCUUUGGAGUGGUCUUCUUCAAAAAUUGGUGCUGUUCGUUCUACCUUGAAGAUCCCAAAGUUGGAAAAGUUUGACUAAUAUGAAGUCACCUAGCAAAAUUUUACAUAUCAUCUUCAAUAUGUUUAGAGACAUUUUCUUUUUAAUCUUUUGUGUGUCGCACUUUUAAUUGUUUGUUUAUGGAUAUUUUGGUUGUUUUUAAAAUUUUCUUG